AUGUUCAAAAAUCAGCGAUACGAGUGGAUCAAAAAUUUCACGAACGGCGAUUUAUACUCUGGAGAGGCUAUUCCCGACAACGUCAAAGAUGGCCAAGGAACCUACUACUGGGCCAGCACUGGCUCCACCUACAAGGGUGCUUGGAGCAAAGAUCAGCCACAUGGUCAGGGCACGAUGACUAUUCCAGGAGCGGAAGGCUACACUUAUAUCGGCAACUUUACAUGUGGCAAGCACUGUGGUCAAGGAGAAUGUCGCUUCAACAAUGACCGAGUAUAUAUUGGCGAAUGGCUCGAUGAUCAAAUGCACGGUCAAGGCACUUUACGUGGUGGUGCUGAAGAUUCUUUUAAGGAGUACAAAGGGCCUUUCUCCAAAGGUCUAAGAAGUGGGAAAAAAGGCCAGUGCCUUUACACAAACGGUGACCACUAUGUGGGCGAAUGGAUCGACGACAUGCGCCACGGUAUGGGUGAGUUGACGUUAGCUCCUGAGGAGAAAGGGAAAAAAAUAUUGAAUAAAUUCAUCUCUUCGCAUAAAGGCUCUACUCUUCUCUCUUCCGGUUCAGGCUUCACAGGAUAUAUUCGACCAAUGCCUCCUUCAACUACUGUAGCUAGUGUAGUUCACUACAAAGGACAUUUUAAGUGUGAUAUUCCCUCCUGUAUAACGGGCGGUAGUCUGAUGUACGAUGACGGGAGUACAUAUGUAGGUGCUGUUGACGGGCAUCUACGACGUAGUGGCGAAGGGCAACACAAUAUGGUGAACGGAGAUGUAUACUCUGGCCAUUUUUGCGAAGACGAACGCGAUGGUCAUGGCGUGUUACGCUGCGCAGCGGACGAACUCAGCUACGAUGGCAUAUGGCUGCAUGGAGAGCUCGACGGCUUCGUUGUUUACCACCGUUCUUUCUUAGCAUCGCAGCCAAAUCUGUCUACAGCUAGUGGUAAUGGAGACACCUGCCCCCAAACAAGUCUGAAACCACUGACCAUAGUCGACUAUGAAGGACCCUGUGCUCGUGGUGAGUUUACGGGGUCGGAUGCUGUAAUCACUUUUUUUGAUCACAGCAUGUACCGUGGUGAUGUAUACGAUGGUCAACCUAAUGGUUGUGGUGUACUUGAGAAUCGCUUAGUAUGUGGAUCCUUCCCUCCUGCGGCGUUUGGUUCGGAGGUUAUGUUUCUACGAUAUAGUGGCUACUUUUCCAAGGGUGAGCCUGAUGGGAGUGGAACCGCGACGCUCCGCAUUCCUUCUUCGGACGUCCCUCUCGGUAUUAAAAAUGACAGUGAAGCAACCUUAUUUCACCACGAGGGGCUCACUUUGGUUUCUCCUAGAGAAGAGGGCCUGAUAUUGCAGUUUAAACAAAGUGGCACUUUCCGAGGGUCGUGGUCUCGCGGGCUCCCGGAAGGCUCUGGUGAGUGGAAUUGGGAGAGUAAAAGCAAGGUAUAUCAGGGGGAGGUGCACCUGGGACUUCCCAAUGGCCAGGGUAUUUACAAAAGUAUAUCCGAACAGUACGAGGGUCAUUUCGAAGAGGGCCUGCCGAGUGGUUAUGGUAUCUAUAGGAACAUUCUGACACACGUGACUUUUCAGGGCAAUUGGCUUGCCGGUUUAUAUCAUGGGUUAGGUAACUGGACCUUGACUUCAAGCGGGGCCGGGGGGGACUCAUCGUUCGUGCCAAUUGAUGCCACUUACAAGGGAUCAUGGCAAAAUGGCAAGAAACACGGACACGGCAUCGAGUGCAACGCAGAAGAAAUCUACGAGGGUGAGUUCGUAGAUGGUAUGCGCCAUGGUCAUGGCAUCCUACGGCACAUUUCUGACGAUGGAUACUGCUAUGAAGGUGAUUUUAGCCAAGGAAAAUUAUCUGGUAUUUCAGGAAAAUUAACGUUUCCGAAUGGAGCGAUAGUGACGGGGUCCUUCGAAGACGGUGUACCACACGGUGAUAAUAUAUGUGCAGUGUUUCCACUAACAUUGACGUUCAAAGGUCGGUAUGACCAUGGCUGUCCCAUUGGAAUAGGCGAUAUUACUUACGCCAACGGGGAUCGCUACAGCGGCGAGGUCGAGCUCGCGACUUCUGUGUCUUGUCACCAGGAAUGGGCACCUCAACGCCACGGGAAGGGUGUAUAUACUUUUGUAGAGGGAAAUCGCUUAGAGUGCAUGUGGCGGCACAACAUUCUCAAUGGUCAUGGUAAACAUAUUACCCCUAAUGGAGAGGUUAGUGAACGGCAUUACGCGGAUGGUAUUAUUUUGUCCAAGUCAACUUCCAAUACUAACAUGUUUACGCCUGGGAACGAGUUUCCAAACACGCAAUCAGAGAGAAUGCUGAAGGCGAAGCUUGAAUCCAUGAAUCAACCACACAAAUUUAUUCGUCGUGGUGAGGCGCGACAAGCGGUUAAAAGUGCAGUUUUGGCAGUUUCAGGAAAUGUUUCCUUUGCGGCAAAGGAGUAUAGCGUUGCUGAUACAGUACCGAAAAGCAAUGCAACCUCAGCUUCUGCGAAGAAAGAAGUUUCGGAUAUCACAGCAUCUAAGGGUCCAAGACGGCCGCGACAUAACGUCACGACACCGACAUCAAUACCCAUCAGUACUUGUAUGAACCACAAUCCCACGAGUCUUUUCACUGGUGUUAUGGAGAAGCGUGCAAUGUCAAUGGAGGAACCUCGACGACCAUUUAGCCAGUCCGCCAAGACAACUUCAGCAAGUAUCCUUCCAUUGAGAAAGGGGAGUGAAAAGGUCUCGGAUACUGGCGCAAUAGGUGAUCCCGCACAUCCUCCUAAGCGGUCUACUCAUCGUAUGGCAACAUCAAAGGUUGUUAAAGAUGCAAACAGUCCUCCAGUUGUUAGCGGUCGCAAGGCUACUUCCCAAGAAUCCCCUCCGUUAUCGUUCUUACCUCAAAGAUUGUCUUCUGGUACGAGCACCAAUUACACCGCUAAGCGCUCUUCUUCCUUAAGGGUAUUUCAGAAACUUAUCAAACAGCUAAAUGUGAGCAGUGGGGAUUCACCAGCUGAAGAGGAUGGUAGUGCUGUUGUCCAAGAAGCAGAUGGGCUGAGCCUAGGAUCUGCAACUCGUUCAGAUUGCAAUGGUGGUGGUGUGAUUGUCAACGGCAUUUCGGAUUUAACUUCACAGCCGAAUUCUAGUGUUGCUCCAGACGCUCCACCUGAGUCCAACCUUGGUAUCCUCAUGCGGGAGGCCUGUGAAAUCCGCAGUACCGCCGAAGACGAAGUCUACACACUUACUGAAAAAGUACGAACCCUAAAUGAGAAAAUAUGGCAACUACGUUUCUUACUUUCUUCAAAACCUGCUGCAGCUACACAGAUGCGGGACGGUACGGAAAAACUUAGAGCGGAUGAUGAUACAAGUGACACUAAUUGGGAACCGCUGGAGGCGAUGCAACGAGAGCGCCGGGAGAUUGUUGAGGCUCUUCGAUCUAAGCUGAACGAGGAAUUUGUAAGGGAUUCAUAG
Molecule: messenger RNA, 3438 nt
Organism: Phytomonas sp. Hart1
Lineage: Eukaryota; Euglenozoa; Kinetoplastea; Trypanosomatida; Trypanosomatidae
Source: the annotation of a GenBank genome assembly